This is a messenger RNA of Erpetoichthys calabaricus (reedfish), 1308 nucleotides long. Its product is annotated as jerky protein homolog-like. The transcript has 2 exons. Gene Ontology annotation, molecular function: DNA binding. NCBI's taxonomy places the organism in Eukaryota, Metazoa, Chordata, Cladistia, Polypteriformes, Polypteridae. Gene Ontology annotation, cellular component: nucleus. Bases 1 to 1308 code for a protein of 435 amino acids. The record is from RefSeq and is a predicted model, not a curated record.
AUGGCGACGAAAAGAAAGAAAGUUGUAUUGAUGGAACAAAAACUUGAGGCAAUCAAGAGACUGGACAAGGGAGAGACAAUGCAGAAGGUAGCUAACGACUUUGGCAUUGGACGGAUCAGGGACAAAGGUGUGCCUAUUUCAGGGCCUAUUUUACAGCAAAAGGCGUUGCAUUUUCGUAAUGAAUUCAAUGAAGGAAACCCAGAUUUCACAGCAAGUGUUGGUUGGCUCGACCGAUGGAAGAAAUGCUACGGUAUCCGUCAGUUAUGUGUUUGUGGUGAAAAACUAUCAUCAAAUUUUGAAGAAAUGGAAGCAUUCAAGAAAAGAUUUCAGGAAUUUAUUGAAACUGAAAGCCUAACGGGUGAUCAGAUAUUUAACUGUGAUGAGUCAGGCCUUAAUUACAAAAUGUUACCUAGUAAGAGUCUUGCAGCCAGAACUGAUGCGGCAGCCCCUGGCUACAAGCGUAGCAAGGAAAGGCUGACAAUUUUAGCAUGCAGCAAUGCUACAGCAAACCUCAAAAUGAACCUUGCAAUGAUUGGAAAGUCCAAAAAUCCUAGAGCCUUUAAAACAGUUUCAAAAAACGCUCUUCCUGUAAAAUACUACAGUCAGAAAAGCACAUGGAUGAGCAGUGAAAUUUGCAAAGACUGUUUUUUUAAGGAAUUCAUUCCUUCAACAGAGAAGUUUUUGAAAGAAAAUAAUUUACUCAGAAAAGCAGUUUUGUUGCUAGAUAAUAUUCCAAUGCACCCUGAUGCAGAGGAGCUUCAAGAUGGUGACAUUAAGGCAAUGUUUCUGCCCCCAAAUGUAACUGCCAUAUGCCAACCUAUGGAUCAGGGCGUUUUGGAAAUGAUAAAAAGGAACUAUCGCAGGAAGCUACUGUCCACAGCGAUAGAAGAAAUUGAAGAAGGACAAGAUAUGAUUGAAAAAUUGAAACGCGUCAAUGUAAAGGAUGUUGCUUAUUGGGUUGCAAGGGCCUGUGCUGAUGUAAGGGCUCCAACAAUUGCCAAAUCAUGGAAGAAGCUGCUAGGCGAUGAUGAAAGUAUGGAAACGGAAAGCACAGAUCAAACCGAAGAAACCAUUCUACCUUUAGUGCAACGUAUCCCUGGAUGCGAGGAUGCAUCUUUGCAAGAAAUCGAAAGUUGGAUGAAGGAUGAUGAUCAGUAUGAAAUAACUGAUGAAGAAAUUGUCGCUCUUGUCAAUUGCGAUGACAACGAAAUUGAAGAUCAAGAUCAAGCACCAACUGUUCAGCCUCUCAGAAUUUCACAUAACGAUGGAGUUAAGGCUCUAGAAACUGCAAUUAAAUACAUUGAGUAA